Chilo suppressalis (striped riceborer) is the source of this 1957-nucleotide messenger RNA. NCBI's taxonomy places the organism in Eukaryota, Metazoa, Arthropoda, Insecta, Lepidoptera, Crambidae. The record is from the annotation of a GenBank genome assembly.
AGGGCGACGGAGGCGGUGGCGAUCCGUCCAGCACCAGCAUCGAAGGAGGGCUCUCGAUGAAGCAGACAGCGUUCUUGAUUGCCGGGGAGAUGGCCGGCAGCGGAGUCCUGGCACUCCCACGGGCCCUCGUCAAGACAGGUUGGCUCGGGGUGCCAAUCAUAAUCGUGAUGUGCGCCAUGGCAGCGUUUAGCGGCAAACGGCUGGGCGACUGCUGGUCCAUGGUCGAGGCACGCAAUCCUGAUAUGAGGAGCAGACAGCGGAACCCCUACGCCAUCAUUGCAGACCAGGCCUUGGGCAAGGUCUGGAGCGUGAUAGUAUCAAUGGCUGUGACCGUGACUCUAUUCGGCGCUUCAGUGGUGUACUUGCUACUCGCGGCGCAGAUCAUAGAGCAGGUGUUCCAGACGCUGGUGCCCAUCACGUUGUGCACCUGGUACCUCAUCGUCGCCGCCGCUAUGACGCCGCUCAUGCUUUUCGGAACACCUAAAGACUUCUCGUACUUGGGGAUAAUCGCCUUCGGUGCGACAGUGGUAGCCUGCAUCCUGUACUUUAUCCAAAUGAUGAACGACAUUCGGCCUUUCGUGUUCCGUUGGGGCAUUCACGGGUUCCAGGACUUCUUCCUGGCGUUCGGCACCAUCAUGUUCGCCUUCGGGGGCGCCUCCACCUUCCCCACUAUACAGAACGACAUGACCGACAAGAAGGGCUUCAGCAAGAGCUUACACUACAGUUUUGCUGCCAUAUUGAUCCUGUACUUGCCCAUCGCUAUUGGCGGUUAUGCUGUAUACGGAGAAGCAGUGGCGCCCAACGUGGCGUCGUCGCUGUCGGCCACUCCUUUGACACUGGCCGGCAACUUGCUGAUGGCGACACAUCUAGUGGCUGCCUUUAUUAUCAUCGUUAACCCCGUCUGUCAGGAAAUGGAGGAGCUGUAUAAUGUGCCUAGAGAAUCAACCGGGUGGCGUAUGCUGGUGCGCGUUUCCAUCAUGUUGGGCAUCCUGUUCAUCGGUGAGAGUGUUCCACGCUUCUACACGGUGCUCGCCCUGGUAGGAGGCACGACGGUCGCACUGCUCACCUUUGUGCUGCCUUCAUACUGCUACCUCAAGCUCGUGGAGCAGACUCAAGGCUCACAAACACCCGUGGAUACACCGGGCUGGAUGAAAUUGGUGUGCUGGGAGGUGAUCGCUGUCGGAGUCAUCGGGGGAUUGGCAGCCACUUACAGCGCUAUUAGCGCUAUAUUCAGCACCGCUCAAGCGAUACCUUGCUACUUGCGGUAAAAUACUGGACAAGACAUUCAUGAAUGGGAGUUCAAUGCGAGUAAAAACUAUUCAUUAAACAUCUAACUGAAAAAAAAGUAACGAUUCAUUUUUUAUGACUGCAAGAUAAAAAGAGAUACAGUCAAACAAAAAAAAAAUGCGUAUGUACAAACACUUUAAGUUUUAUUAUUAUAAUUAUUUUGAAAAGUUAAUUGAAUGGUAAUUUAAUAAAGUAAUGAGCUGUAUUAAAUUUGAUUAUUUCUAUUGUAUUUAGUUUUGUUAGGUGUGUCUGCCAAUAUAUUAAACUACUUGACCUAGAAUGUUUUUAUUUCACUAAGUUUAAGAAAUGUUUGUUGGUGAGAAAGGGUAAGAGAAAAUAUAUAUUUUGAAAAAGAAAAGAUACAUGUUUAACAACGCUCUUGUGCUAAGAUGAUUUGGUAAAACUCGCUGAUUUACCUUUUCUUUGAAACCGUCUCUUAAUGGAAGGCAAGAAAUAUUUUUUUCCUUCGCGCUCAUUUAUGUCACCUACCUAGAACGGAGCUGUACCCAUAGCACGAACCAAUAUCGAAUUCGAAUAGUUUGCGAGUGCGAAAUGUCAAUGUCAAAUUUUGUAUGGGAACUUCAACAGCAGCGCCAUAACGGACGCAACAAGAACUAAAUAUCAGUACACAUUUGACAAUGACAUUUCGCACUCGCAAACUAUUUGAAUU